Dissoconium aciculare CBS 342.82 is the source of this 1458-nucleotide messenger RNA. RefSeq lists its product as uncharacterized. NCBI's taxonomy places the organism in Eukaryota, Fungi, Ascomycota, Dothideomycetes, Mycosphaerellales, Dissoconiaceae. The record is from RefSeq and is a predicted model, not a curated record. Bases 1 to 1458 code for a protein of 485 amino acids. The transcript has a single exon.
AUGCACAUCACCUGUCUUCCCGAAGAAGUCCUCUCCCAAAUCCUCUUCUAUGCCGCCAAGGCAAACGAAGCAGAUGGACCGACCUUCUCAUACGGCCUGACCGAAGUGUCUGCUACGUCCCUGUUGGAGCCUCACAAAGCUCGACCGGCAAAAUAUGUUCGAGGCUAUCACAGCACACAAGACUUGCGAUGGCACAGCUCGUCCGCUAUCCGUCAAGUGUGCGCAUCAUGGCACGCUUGGGGAUUGAAGUACUCCCUCGAGCAUUUGAUGAUUCAGAUGUGGCGUGGUGAGGAACGCUGGCUGGAGCUUCCCCGACACAUCAAGCAAUACAGCUCCUACGAAAUCAUGCCUCGACAGCUCGGUCAUGUCGUUUGGUGUCCCGGACACACCAGCAUUCAGGUCACCGACAAGCUCUUGAUGACACACCCUUCCAUCGGAUCGAACAUCCGACGAUUGUGGUUCAACGGAUUGCACCUGGCCAAGACUGACAAGCAAAUCAUGUCGAUUGUUGCCGAAUGCUCAGAGUUGCGAUUCUUGAGUGCACCUUGGACGAUCCUUCGACGAGGCACUCCACAGGAGUGGCGCAAGCUGUUGAAGGCAGACACAUCUUCUCCACUUCACUCUCUGGAGCUGCAGAGUGUGUGUCUUCGUGCUUACAAGGCCGAAGCUCUCGAACAAGAAACGGCAGAGAUCAGCCCUUUGGAAGAUCCAAUGGUGGACUUCAGCCAACUCAAGCGCCUAAAGAUCUUCGGUAACACCCUCACCAAACCCAUCAAUGACCAGGACCUCGCCCUGAUCGCCCGCACUGCCACCGGGCUCGAAUCCAUCGACAUCUCCAACAACAGCACCACCACCCUCGCCGGCCUCCUCACCCUCGCCAACGCCUCUCGUUCGACCCUCCAGGUCCUAGAACACAGCCCCCGCUCCUCCGACGGCUUCUUUCACCCGCACCCGGGCAAUCUCCCUGCCGACCAACACCUCUGCGCCACCAUCAGCAGCCUGCCCCGCAUGCGCGACCUCUCCCUCAGCGUCCCCUACCUCUGCCACGAAUUCUUCACCAACACGAACGUCGCCUGGACAGGCGAAUGCCAAGUCCGCACUAGCAAUCUGUGCUCCUGCGCCGAAGGCCCCGCCGGCAGCGCCCCGCGCGCUGCCGAACUCCGCCGCAUACUGUCCUCCGCCCGCACCCUCAUCGCCGAACGCGCCCGUCUGCGCGGCCGCCUCUCCCUCGAGCUCUUCUUCGACCACUGCAUCUUCGAUCCUGAGAAGCGCGUCGUCCACGGGGAUUUCGUCCUGGCGCAGAUUUCCUCCCAGGGUCAAUGGCCCGGUCGUCACGAGUCGAGCACCAAGGGUCCCUACGGCGCUUCGGGCACUUAUGGCAAGAACGAUGGGCCCUGGGAGGUUGUCACCGAAGAGGAAUUCUUCGCGGCCGUGGAGAAGGGCUGGAUUUCUCUCUGA